AAAAAUACGAGAAGGAUACAAGGGCAUGAGGGGUGGCUGGAGUCCGGGAGUGCGCGGGAGAACUACAACUCCCAUAGUGCCCUGCGCGGCACAGACCGGAAGUGCCGUGUCCAUAGCAACGGGGGAGCGGGGCUGCCAUGGGGCAGGACUACUACGCCGUGCUGGAGCUGGGCCGUGGGGCCACGGACGCAGACAUCAAGAAGGCUUAUCGGAAACUGGCCUUAAAGAACCAUCCUUUAAAAUGCAAGGAGCCCUGGGCGCCAAAGAGGUUCAGGCAGCUGGCAGAGGCCUACGAUGUGCUCAGCGAUCCCAUGAAGAAAGGAAUCUACGACAAGUUUGGAGAAGAGGGUCUCAAAGGCGGCAUCCCCUUGGAGUUUGGUGGCGAGAACCCCUGGACCGCGGGCUACGUGUUUCACAACAACCCUGACAAAGUCUUCAAGGAGUUCUUUGGUGGAGACAACCCCUUUGCGGAGUUCUUUGCUGAGGAUGGCUCGGAACUGGUUCUGCCCUUUGGAGGGCUGCGAGGACGAGGAGUGAUGAAGCAAGACCCCCCGAUCGUGCGAGAUCUCUACCUCUCCCUUGAAGACCUGUUCUAUGGCUGCACCAAGAAGAUCAAGAUCUCCCGCAGGGUGAUGAAUGAAGAUGGUCAAACGAGCACCAUCAGAGAUAAGAUCCUGACGAUCGACGUGCAGCCGGGGUGGAAGCAGGGCACCAGGAUCACCUUUGAGAAGGAAGGAGACCAGGGCCCAAAUGUCAUUCCAGCUGACAUCACCUUUGUUGUCCAAGAGAAAAUCCACCCGAGGUUUAAAAGAGCCGACGACAACCUUACUCAUGUCGCCACCAUCCCCUUGGGGAAGGCGCUGAUCGGCUGCACGGUGGAUGUGAGGACGCUGGACGGGCGGCUGCUGAACAUCCCCAUCAACGAUAUCGUGGACCCCAAGUACUGCAAGGUAGUGCCAGGGGAGGGGAUGCCGCUGCUCCAGGACCCCAGGCGCAAGGGUGACCUCCUCAUCUAUUUCAACAUCUGCUUUCCCAAGAAGCUCACGCCUGAGAAGAAACUGCUCUUGAAAAGCGCUCUCCUGUCCUAGGGGAUGAGGACCUUCCCCUUCUCCUCCCACCAAUAAAGCUCUGGAGCCAGCACUGUGACUGGGCAGAGGUUGUUCCAAGUACUGGGGACCUGGAAACACCACCCUUGAGGCUUUUUUUUCCCCUGGGACUUGGAUCCACCUUGCUUUCUGGACUCUGUUCUGGAGAUGCCACCCCACAGCAGCAGCACCACAGUGAUGCAGAGGGUGAUGGAGGAUUUUUUUGGGGGGGUUACAGUACUCUCGGCUCAACUCGUGCGUGGGAACAGCGAGGGUUUGGGGGCGACUGGGUGCAGGGUGGUGAGGGAAAGACCAAAACCAGGGAAGAAAAAACCACAGGAUUUACUCAAAGUCUCGCUUUGCUCACUAUAGCUUUCUCCUUGGUUGGGAUCUGGCAGACGUGAUCCCCUUUGAUGUCAGCGAGUGAGGUGCCACCAGGAAGGUGGUGAUGGCAGCGUCGGGCCCAGGAGGGGACCUCUUGCUCGUGGCCAUAAGGCCCCAUUUCAGCUGCUCAUAGGUGACGAACAUCACGACGUUCCAGGAGC
This is a messenger RNA of Grus americana (Whooping crane), 1630 nucleotides long. It is a transcript of the gene DNAJB13, whose product is annotated as DnaJ heat shock protein family (Hsp40) member B13. The record is from RefSeq and is a predicted model, not a curated record. Gene Ontology annotation, cellular component: cytosol. Gene Ontology annotation, molecular function: protein-folding chaperone binding. The coding region runs from base 138 to 1088 and encodes 316 amino acids. Lineage: Eukaryota; Metazoa; Chordata; Aves; Gruiformes; Gruidae. The transcript is spliced from 8 exons.